UUUUUUAGUUAUUUAUUUACUGUAACUCCAGUUAUCAAACUCUUCGUUGCGGCUUACGAGGAAAAUAAAAACCGCACUUCCAGAUUCCAACGCAAUCCCCUGUUCUCCUCGGUGCGAUCCCCCGUCCUGUCCAAGUUUUCCGGUUCCGAAUUGAUCAAGAGCCGAGUUCCGCGGCCGAAUCGACCAGAAGGCGCCUCCUUUCCGUCGAAUCCGCCGCCAUCUUUGAUGCGCCGGGCCGUCGAGAUUCCGGCUCCGGCGUGAGGUGAAGUUUCCGCGCGUGGGAAGAGCGCCGGGCCAUGGCGUGCAGGGGCUUCUUCGAGUGGGUCCUCAAGCUGCUCAACCUCGUGGUCAUGGCAGUCGGGCUGGCCAUGGUGGGCUACGGCGCCUAUCUGCUCGUGAUGUGGCUGCAGGUGGCCCUGCCACCGCCGCCGCCGUCGCCAUCGCCGGCGGCGGUGGCUACCAGCGGCGAGCUGGCGCGGCUGGGUAGACCACUGCUGCUCCUUGUUGAUCUGUCUCUGUCAGAUGGGACCGCGGAUAGGCUCUCCAAUGCAUGGUUUAUUUUCGUGUUUAUUGGUGUUGGUGUAAUACUCUUCAUCACAUCCAUCUUUGGUUGUGCUGGAGUAAGAAGUGGGUGCUGCAUGUCUAUUUAUUCAUUUCUCAUUAUUGUGUUCAUACUGGUGGAGCUUGCUGCAGGAGGCUUCAUUUUCUUUAACCACAGUUGGAAAGAAGUAAUUCCAGUUGACAAAACUGGUAACUUUGACAUGAUGUACAGCUUUUUGAAAGAGAAUUGGAGAAUUGUGAAAUGGGUUGCACUUGGAGCUGUUAUAUUUGAGGCAUUGCUGUUCACUGUAGCUAUCAUAGUACAGUCGGGCAAUCAAGCUGAUUAUGACAGUGAUGAUGAGUACAUUGGCCCGAGGUCUGGAGUCCAGCAGCCAUUGGUGAAUCAGCAAGCUGCUGCCGAUCCUAGGGUGCCCAACCUUGACUACCGCCCAAUUCGGAACGACGCAUGGAGCCAAAGAUUGAGAGAGAAGUAUGGGGUGGAUAGCUUCGAUCCAAACAGGUUUCAACGGGCCACGAUAUCUCCUGCAGAACAAAGAAACCGAUGCACGAUUCUCUAAAGCUUGGUUGAUAUCAGUCAGUAGUGGUUCGAAGUUCCAAGUCUUUAUCCAACUGGACAAUUGCAUCGACUCCUGGAUAUUAUUGUGUGCCUUGUUUAUCCUAUGUUGCCCGGUUUUGUAGCAUAUGGAAAGUUUUGCGUUCUCCUGCUUCA
This is a messenger RNA of Phragmites australis (common reed), 1270 nucleotides long. Its product is annotated as tobamovirus multiplication protein 2A-like. Gene Ontology annotation, cellular component: membrane. The record is from RefSeq and is a predicted model, not a curated record. The transcript is spliced from 6 exons. NCBI's taxonomy places the organism in Eukaryota, Viridiplantae, Streptophyta, Magnoliopsida, Poales, Poaceae. Bases 297 to 1118 code for a protein of 273 amino acids.